UUUUUCGUUACAAAAUUGCAAUAUUUUCCAAUUAUUUCUCUACUUAUUAUCGUUUUUGAAAUUUAUGUGACCGUAUUAUUUCACUGAUAUGUAUAAAAGACUGUUUUUUUUUCAUUUAUUGUAAUUAAAUUAUAGUUUAAUUCUAGUAAAAAAUCUUUCUACUUAUGAAUUUUAAUUAUUUAAAAUGUCGCAGAGGGCUGCAAAAAAAAAAACUCGUCAAACACCAAAUCCAUUGUUUGAAAAAUGGAUUUCAGAAUGGUUAAAAGAAGCUACUGAUAAAGGUUUAGAAGUCCGACAUGGUUAUCAACGUGCAUUAAGUUCAUUGCGAAAAUGUCCAUUGCCAUUUAAGAGCGGAAAAGAAUGUUUGAUUCUAAAAUUUUUUGGUCCAAAGUUAUGUGCUAAAUUAGAUAAGCAGCUCGAACAACAUAAUCAGCAGAUAUCUACAGUUUCAGAUGAAGGUAUUAGAGCUGAAAUUUCUAAAACUACAAAAGAUGUGAAUGUUUUAAAACCUUCAACAAGUAACCAAAAUCAGAAUUCAAUAAUUUCUCUAACUCAUAAUGAUAUUCCUAAAAAUAACCAUACUGUGGUAGAAAAAGAGAAGAUAGUUAUGUGGCCAAAUGAAUUUACUGUCGUGUUAUUAAUUGAUACAGGUGAAUCUAGUAGUUUACGAAAAACCAAUGUAGACAAAGUCAUUUCAGAAUUGUCAGCUUUAAACGUGAUCUUUGAAAUGAGACGAUUAAGUGUUGGAGAUUUUGCUUGGAUUUGUCGUGAUAGAAGUGGAAGAGAACUUAUGUUACCAUAUAUACUAGAACGAAAACGAUUAGAUGAUUUAUCAGGUAGCAUUCAAGACGGCCGUUUUCAUGAGCAGAAAUUUAGAUUAAAACAAUGUGGACUUGAAAAUAAAAUAUAUUUAGUUGAGAACGAAAAAAAAUAUCAUGGAUUACCAAUAUCACAUUUACAACAAGCAUUAGCAAACACUGAGGUCAUAGAUGGGUUUACAAUUGUGAGAACGGAUAAUCAUUUAGAGUCUAUGAAAUAUAUUGCAAACUUUUCUAGUAUACUUACAAAUAUGUUUAAGGACAAAACGCUCACAACUCGUAUUGAUGAAAUAGAUUCUGGCUAUGGAAACUCAGAUAUUGUAAAACUUAUAUCUUUUAAAACUUUUUCCUCAAGUUCUGCAAAAAACAAGAACAUGACUGUACGAGAUAUGCUGAUUCGGCAAUUACUUCAGAUCCGAGGUUUAUCUGUUCAUAAAGCAUUUGCAAUUGUUGAGCAAUACCCUAGUCCAAAAUCACUUAUAAAUGCAUUUAGAAGAUCAGGUAAUCCACUCUUAUUGUCAAAUAUAUCUUAUGGUAUACCAAUCAAAACUAUCGGUCCAGCCAUCAGCAAGACAUUGUUUCAAGUAUACUCUGCAAAUGAUAAUCGUGUUUAAAUUAUAAUUGUAAAGUUUAAAUAAUGAAAUUAUGGAUACUUAUUAGGUAAAUUUUUCUGUGAAAA
Molecule: messenger RNA, 1497 nt
Organism: Melanaphis sacchari
Lineage: Eukaryota; Metazoa; Arthropoda; Insecta; Hemiptera; Aphididae
Gene: mus81
Product: crossover junction endonuclease MUS81
Exons: 8
Coding region: 185-1432 (415 amino acids)
Biological process (GO): DNA catabolic process; mitotic intra-S DNA damage checkpoint signaling; resolution of meiotic recombination intermediates
Cellular component (GO): Holliday junction resolvase complex; nucleus
Molecular function (GO): DNA binding; 3'-flap endonuclease activity; crossover junction DNA endonuclease activity
Source: RefSeq, a predicted model, not a curated record